AUGGUCUUUGGUACGAUCCUAUACGUCUCGGUCCUCUGCCUGAAUGCAGCGGCCAUUUUGAACGAGGAGCGAUUCCUCUCAAGAGUCGGCUGGUCACCCGCUUCGAUACAGUAUGAGCAGCAGCACUCUUUUGGCGGAGGAGCACCGACGGAGCCUGGGGUCAAGGAGAGGCUAGUGAACUUGAUUGCUGCAGUGAGGACACUAUUGAGAGUCCCCCUCUGCCUGCUGAAUCUGGUCAUCAUCGUCUACGAGCUUCUCCGGUUCUGA
Messenger RNA from Microstroma glucosiphilum, 267 nucleotides. Its product is annotated as Yos1-like protein. NCBI's taxonomy places the organism in Eukaryota, Fungi, Basidiomycota, Exobasidiomycetes, Microstromatales, Microstromataceae. The coding region runs from base 1 to 267 and encodes 88 amino acids. Gene Ontology annotation, biological process: endoplasmic reticulum to Golgi vesicle-mediated transport. The record is from RefSeq and is a predicted model, not a curated record. The transcript is spliced from 3 exons. Gene Ontology annotation, cellular component: endoplasmic reticulum membrane; COPII-coated ER to Golgi transport vesicle; Golgi membrane.